AUGGCAAAUGUCGAUUACCCCGAAGGUGCUGUACGUCGGGAGCAUUUGAUUAGGUCAGAAAAUAUUUCGUUUUCGGUCCACACAAUAAAGAAAUUUGUCGAUGCAUUCGACCCUAGCCGUCAUAAAGAUCAGGUGUCGAUUAGGUUGGAGAGGUUGGAGCAUUUUUACGUCAAUUUCGUUGAGGAAAUAGUUCAGCUGCAAUUGCUUCCCCCUGCUAGCCCAGAGAUCGAUUACAACGAGCGGUUAGAAAAUUUUGAAGCACAAUAUUACGAGCUGAAAACCCAGCUGACUCAACUGUUGCCAAAACGAGUGCAGGUUCCACAAAAAUCUAAUCCCUUACCUUUGCCUCAAAUCAAUCACAUCAAGUUCCCUGAAAUUAAAUUGCCAGAGUUCUCGGGUAAUCCUCUCGAUUGGCGAUCAUUCCACGACCGGUUCAAUGCUGCUGUACACUCGUCUGAUGAACUUUGCCCGUCGGAGAAAUUCCAGUACCUAAAAGGUUUGCUGCGAGGAGAAGCUUCAGGUUUGAUUUCCGAAAUUCCUAUCAGCGACGAAAAUUACUCUGAGGCCUGGAAACGAUUGAUCGCGAGAUACGACGAUAAGCGCAUCUUAGUAAAGUGCCACUUAGCCGAGCUUUUUGAUACGUCACCCAUGAAAUGGCGCAGCUGCCUCCAGUGUGGUAGUGACCACUAUUUGUACCAGUGCUUUAAAUUCCGAAAGCUCUCUCCGAAACAGCGAUUUGAUUUCGUCAAACAACAUCGAUUGUGUUUGAACUGCCUCAAGACAGCUGCUCAUGGUUGCAGAGAUUGCUCUUCCGAUGGUUGUCGAAAAUGUAGGAAGCGACAUCAUACCCUCAUACACCUCCAACCAAUCGAACAAAAACCCGAAAAUUCUAACCCAUCCGAAAACCAACAACAUAGAGCUCAACCCUCCACCAAUCCACCUUUUGCUCCCCGUACACAGUCACCUAGUCGAAUUGCAUCCACCUCCAGCACAUCUCUCGUAUCAGUGGACCAAUUCGAAACACCAGCCUCUCUCGCAUCCACUUCGUCUCAGCCCCCAACGACCCCACAUCAGGCGUUCACGGCCCACUCGGCGAAGCUUCCUACCGAUAUUGUUUUGCUUUCCACGGCGCUGGUUUAUAUCGAGGACUGUGCAGGAGAAAAGUUUACCGCCCGAGUUUUGCUCGAUAGUUGUUCGCAGUUUAAUUUGAUGACGGAGUCGUUCUAUCAGAAACUCAAACUGCCUAUUGAGAAAGAUCAUGUUAAGCUUGGUGGGGUUGGGCAACACGUCACUUCGGUGAACAGAUCAGUAACAUCCAUCGUUUCGUCUCGGGUUUCGGCUCUCAGUUGGCAGCUUAAGUUCCUCGUUUUGCCUACCAUCUCUCAUGACCAACCCGCCCAUCCACUGAUGACUACAGAUUGGGAGAUUCCCAGUUGGAUUACUCUGGCAGAUCCAACUUUUUGUACGCCUGCUGCUGUCGAUGCUCUCUUGGGUGCGGACGUUUUCUUCCAGCUUUUACGUUAUGGCAAAAUUACACUCGGAGAUCAUUUACCCAUUCUCCAAAACACCGUGCUGGGCUGGAUAGUUUCUGGUAGGUGCUCUAGUCGCUCGUCUGAGGUCGAAAUUCAGAGAUGUCAUCUCACACACAACCAACGGCUGGAACAGCUGGUGAAUCGAUUUUGGGCCCUGGAAGAAUGCGGAUCCAAAACUUGUUGGUCUCCUUCUGAAAAGCUUUGUGAGCAACAUUUUGUCGAAAAUGUGUCGCGCAACACAGAUGGGAGAUAUGUUGUACGCCUGCCGAUGAAGAAAGAGCUUUUACCCCGUCUGCGCGACAAUCGAUUCAAUGCGCAGCGUCGUUUUUUCGCGCUUGAGCGCAAAUUGGAUGCAAAUCCAACGCUUCGAAAGCAAUAUGAGGACUUUAUCAAUGAGUUUCUCGAAUUGGGCCAUAUGAGGCAAAUCGCUCCAUCAGAAUUGUCGAAAGAAAAUGCAUCUUUACCCCGCUAUUUUUUGCCCCACCAUGCUGUACUGCGCCCCGAGAGCUCGACCACGAAAAUCCGCACAGUCUUCGAUGCCUCCUGCAAAAGCUGCUCCGGUCUGUCGCUCAACGACGUUCUUCUGGCUGGGCCUACAAUUCAAGACACACUCCUGAGCAUCGUGUUGCGGUUCAGAAUGCAUGCCUACGUCGUCACUGGAGACAUUGCCAAAAUGUAUCGUCAGGUGCUGGUGCAUGAUGAGGAUCAGCCAUUGCAGCGAAUAUUUUGGCGAAGCAGCAAAAGUGAGGAGCUCAAAACGUAUCAGCUGCUUACGGUUACGUAUGGUACGAACUGUGCACCCUUCCUCGCCACUCGCGUCCUCCAACAGCUCGCAGAAGACGAGCGUUCUCGAUACCCUCUGGCGGCUCCUGUUGUGGUUAAAGACCUAUACAUGGAUGAUCUUUUAACUGGGCAAGAUGAUCUGGAGCAACUUAAGAAGAUUUGCACCGAGCUGCUCAGCAUUUUUUCGUCGGCUGGCAUGGAUCUGCGGAAAAUAUCGUCGAACUCGCAACAAAUAUUGAAUGUUGUUCCCGAAGAAUGCAGAGAAACAAAAACGCUUAUCGAAUUCGAUUCCGAAUCCCCAAUCAAGACUCUCGGUUUGCUGUGGGAGCCAGCAACCGAUUCGAUUCUUUACAAAAGGCCAAACUUUACUCGUCACAAAUUCUACACGAAAAGAAUCAUUCUCUCGCAAACUGCAAGCUUUUUCGACCCUCUAGGUUUGCUGGGUCCAGCAAUCGUCAAGGCAAAAAUAAUCAUCCAAACUCUUUGGAAAUUGAAUUUCGAUUGGGAUUAUCGUUUGCCCGAAAAUUUCACGCUAGAGUGGGAGGAAUAUCAAAGCCAAUUCCAUCGUUUGAAAAACUUCACCAUCCCUAGGCACGUAAAAUCGCUCUGCCGCCCAGCUUGCGUUCAAAUGCAUGGUUUUAGCGACGCAUCAGAACACGCAUACGGUGCCUGCGUUUACUUGCGUUCUGUUGCUCCUGAUGGAUAUGUUACCAUACGUCUUCUCGCCGCCAAAUCUCGUGUCGCACCAGUAAAUACGAAAUCGAUCGCACGCUUGGAACUAUGUGGUGCUCUGCUUCUAUCUCGCCUGUUGCUCAUGGUGUGCGACAGCAUCGGGUUGCAGGACAACAUCUUUUUAUGGACCGACUCUACAAUUGUGCUGCACUGGUUGUCUGCUAGUCCAUCAUCUUGGCAGACGUUCGUCGGAAAUAGAGUUGCGGAAAUCCAAGAGCUAACAGCUCACUGCUCCUGGCAUCACGUUCCUGGUACCGAAAAUCCCGCUGAUUUGAUCUCAAGAGGUCUUGACAUCGGCGAUCUUAUCGACAGCUCGUUGUGGUGGAAUGGCCCUCCAUGGUUAGCAGAGGCGAAUCAACCGUGGCCAGAGGCACCUGAAAGCUUUGACAACAUCAAAGAGAAGCAUUUGGAGGCAAGAAAGGGAUUAGUUCUGUCCAUCGCAAAUUCGUCCGAGACAGACCUCAUCGAAAAUUUUUCGUCGUUCACUCACUUGUUGAGAAUCGCUGCACUGUGCAGGCGGUUUUUCGCCAAAAUUCGAUACUGCCGACAAGUUAGAAAAUCAUUGCCUUAUCCUACUGAACCACCACCCCCUGGGCCUAUCACUGUAGACGAACUUAACGAAACACUCCUCGCAAUUGUACGCCGAGUUCAAGAACAAACCUUCGGCCAAGAAUUUGCUGCCUUGCGUUCUGAAAAACCGCUACCGUCGUCAUCGCCGCUUCGCUACCUGGCCCCCAAGCUGUGUGGUGACUUAAUUCGUGUUGGUGGCCGGCUUUCUUACGCAUCCAUUUCGUCCGAGGCAAAAAAUCCUCUCGUACUACCACGCAACCAUUAUUUGUCUCGUCUUAUCGCCGAAACCAUGCAUCGUGAUCAACUUCAUUGUGGCCCUCAAUUUCUGCUGGCCACGCUUCGUCAACGCUUCUGGCCGCUUGGUGGUCGGAAUUUGGUCCGCAACGUCGUGCAUGGAUGCGUCACAUGCGUGAAAGCCCGUCCUCGGUCAUUAUCCCAGCAGAUGGGCCAACUACCUGCUGUACGAGUUACCCAAUCUUAUGCGUUCGAAAACGUUGGGAUCGAUUUCGCUGGCCCAUUUUAUCUGAAAAGGCCGAGCCCGCGGUCGGCGCCUGUUAAAUCGUAUGUGGCUGUCUUCAUCUGUAUGGCCACGAAAGCAGUUCACCUGGAGCUGGUCAGCGACCUGACAUCAGCCUCAUUCAUCGCAUGUCUCCGCCGAUUUGUGGGCCGGCGUGGCAGACCAGCAAACAUCUUCUGCGAUAAUGCCACAAACUUCGUUGGGGCUGAUCGAGAGCUGCGCAACUUAUUUCGAUCCACUGAACAUCGUCAUGCAGUAGUCAACGAAACUGCCGAUCAACUAGUGCGAUUCAACUUUAUACCACCACGAUCUCCCUCAUUUGGUGGCCUUUGGGAAUCGUGCGUGAAGAUUAUGAAACACCAUCUUCGUCGUAUCAUCGGGAAUGCGUUCCUGAGCUACGAGGCAUUCAUCACCGUGCUGGCGCAGGUCGAAGCCUGCCUCAAUUCGAGGCCAAUCACUCCAUUGACAUCCGAUCCAAACGACAUGAGAGUGCUCACCCCCGGGCAUUUCAUCACUGGUCGCCCCCUGAAUGCCCUACCCGAACGUGACCAACGGUACAAGUGGUCAACGAAAACGAGCAACCUGAUCAACGGAGCAAUGGUUUUGCUCAAAGACGGUAUCCUGCCGAUCCUGAAGUGGCCAAUGGGUCGAGUGGUGGCCGUACAUCCUGGUUCCGAUGGUCUGGUUCGCGUGGCCACAAUCAAGCUGCCCAACGGGUCAACAACAAAGCGAGCCAUCUCCAAACUUUGCGUUCUCCCCAUCGAGGUCGAUCCUGCAGCGCUCGAACAUCUACUACCCCAGGUCAACGAGGUCCAGAAUUCCACAGAGUCAACUGGCGACUCUGGUGACAUCGAAAACGAAGAAGAAAGUGUUGAAACUUAA
Messenger RNA from Uranotaenia lowii, 5016 nucleotides. RefSeq lists its product as uncharacterized. Gene Ontology annotation, molecular function: nucleic acid binding. Lineage: Eukaryota; Metazoa; Arthropoda; Insecta; Diptera; Culicidae. The transcript has 3 exons. The record is from RefSeq and is a predicted model, not a curated record. Bases 1 to 5016 code for a protein of 1671 amino acids. Gene Ontology annotation, biological process: DNA integration.